Messenger RNA from Opisthorchis viverrini, 1249 nucleotides. RefSeq lists its product as hypothetical. Gene Ontology annotation, biological process: transcription by RNA polymerase II. Lineage: Eukaryota; Metazoa; Platyhelminthes; Trematoda; Opisthorchiida; Opisthorchiidae. The record is from RefSeq and is a predicted model, not a curated record. Bases 1 to 897 code for a protein of 298 amino acids. The transcript has 4 exons. Gene Ontology annotation, cellular component: nucleus. Gene Ontology annotation, molecular function: transcription coactivator activity.
AUGGACAUGCUGGUCGCCUGGGGAAACACCUUACUGCCUUCCCACUCCUGUCGCAGAGGACAGUACGACUUUACCCCCAGACAACCUCGUACCACGAUUACUCGUAGUGCGGGGUCUCGCUGCUCUUGGUCUGGCUGCUCUCCUUUGGCCUUCCUGGCAUGGUUGCACCUUGUGAAACGAAGUUCCAGCCAGUGUAGCCCGCGGGAUCGUUGCAGCACUCAAGCCCGACCACCACGUCAAGGUGGCAGCUCUGUUGAAGCACGUGAACGUCGUGCCGCCAAAAAGAAGGAAGAACAGCUAAAAAAGGAACGCGAAGCGGAGGAAGCCUACUGGAAAGAGGAUGACAAACACGCAAUUAGGAAGAUACAACGAAAGGAUGAGAGGGAUGACAAACGGCAAGAAGAACUAGACCGAAAAAAGGAACUAAAGCGGAUAUAUGAAGAAGAGAUGGCAAAUGCAAAAAAUAUCAAGGGUGCCUCGGGUAAAGCAACGCAGUCGAACAAGUUGACUCAGGCUCAGAUAGCAGCGGCUCGAGCUAAUCUUGCUGCGCAGCUUGCGGCUUUGAAUAAGAAGAAUCAAGAACAGUCAGAACAAGAACUCGCGCCAAAUCCGAAUCGUGUUGAAGUAGACGGUGCGGAGGCCAGGACGGUCGAAGAUGCCAUAGCGAUCCUUAAUGUGGAUGACGACUCCACGGCGGACCUGGACCGUCACCCUGAGCGCAGACUAAAAGCUGCCUACUCUGCUUACGAAGAGAAGAUGUUGCCGAUACUUCGUGAGGAGAAUCCGGGUCUGAGAAUUUCCCAGCUAAAGCAAAUGAUAUUCAAGAAGUUUCAGACUGCCCCUGAGAAUCCAAAGAAUCAGAUCCACAGCUCAUACAACGCGGGUCGACAGCAGUGAGGAUCAGUUUGAAGCAAAAUCUCACUGGUAUCGUCCGUGUACUGUCAGAACAACAUUACUACGACUACUAUUCCCUCUCAUACCACGAGCCACAGCUUUUUUCUCCAGUUCUGUACAAUCACGAAUACAUGUUUUUUUUGUGUCUAGGGUAGUGUGAUCUCGUUGGUUCUCGUGUCGAAAUUGUGUUGUUUUUUGCAUCCGGGACCCUGGUGGUUGACCGAAACUUGCGGAUAGUCUUUGAUUUUUUGUCCAACCCACCCUGAGUGCUCUCUCCAAAUGAUUUCAUCCACUAGUCAGUCACCUGACUAUGAUGAACACCGUACCCGAACACUGAGCUACAAUAAAACGGAAA